Molecule: messenger RNA, 2217 nt
Organism: Hemiscyllium ocellatum (epaulette shark)
Lineage: Eukaryota; Metazoa; Chordata; Chondrichthyes; Orectolobiformes; Hemiscylliidae
Gene: p4ha3
Product: prolyl 4-hydroxylase, alpha polypeptide III
Exons: 13
Coding region: 74-1705 (543 amino acids)
Biological process (GO): peptidyl-proline hydroxylation to 4-hydroxy-L-proline
Cellular component (GO): endoplasmic reticulum
Molecular function (GO): protein binding; procollagen-proline 4-dioxygenase activity; L-ascorbic acid binding
Source: RefSeq, a predicted model, not a curated record
CUCGUGCAGACGUUGACUUUCACAGUGAAAAGUAGUCAAGUCUGCCUGAGGAGUGUCCGGAGAGUUUUACAAAAUGCUACCGUGGCUGAGUUCCCUGUUACUGUGUCUGGUGAACUGCCCCUCGCUGUCACCCACUCGGGGAGACCUGUACACCUCCCUCCUCAACAUCCAGGAAGAAAUCGCCGUGGAAAAGGUGCUUCUGCAACAUUUACAGACUUACAUUGAAAACGAGAUCUACAGAAUGGACGACCUGAAACGAUUUUAUGAGAAAGUAAAGGCACUACAUAGCAAUGUUUAUCAGGAACCUGGGAAAGCAAUAUCAAAUCCUUUGUUUGCCUAUACUCUUAUAAAGAGGCUGCAGAGUGACUGGCAAAAUAUUGUAUAUAGCAAUGAAGCUAUUGAGAAUAUCCAAGCACUAAAGGAUGGUUAUGAGAAAGUCGAGGCAAAACUCCCAAAAGCUGAGGACCUAGAGGGAGCUGCCAAAGGUUUGAUGAGGCUGCAGGAUGUGUACGGCCUAAGCACAAAGGGAUUAGUCAAAGGGGAGUUUCUACAGGUGGCUGGAGACGAGAUUUCCAUUAUCUACAGGCCAACCCUGUCCAGUAACCUUUCAGCAGAUGACUGCUUUCAAAUUGGAAAGAUUGCCUAUGAUAUAGGUGACUACUAUCACUCAGUUCCUUGGCUGGAAGAAGCAGUCACCCUUUUCCGACAAAGCAUCGGAACUUGGAAUACUGAGGAUCAAGGAAGUCUUGAGGAAGCUCUAGACCAUCUGGCCUUCUCCCAUUAUAUGACCGGAAACGUUAAUUAUGCAGUGACUCUAUCUAAAGAGCUACUUCAGCUUGAUUCAGGCAAUAGACGAAUUGCCAAGAACAUACAAAAGUAUGAAAAAAUCUUGCGAAAAUCAUUAGACACUGAACGAAAGGAAAUUGUGCUACAAAGACCAAAUGUGACUCACCUGCUUACAAGGGAUACCUAUGAAUCAUUGUGUCAAAGAUUGGGCUCACAGCCAAAGCACUAUCAAGAUUCACAGCUUUAUUGUUCCUACGAGACAAAUCUCAGUCCACACUUAAUUCUGCAGCCAGUGAAAAGGGAAAUUAUCAGCCAGAAGCCAUAUGUCGCACUGUACCAUAAAUUUGUCAGCGAUUCCGAAGCACAGAGGAUAAAGGAAAUUGCUGCUCCUUCGUUGCAGAGAUCAGUGGUGGCCUCUGGAGAGAACCAGGCUGCAGUGGAGUAUCGGAUCAGCAAAAGUGCCUGGCUCAAAGACACUGUGGAUCCAGUGAUCAGAAAGUUGGAUCAACGCAUUUCACAUCUUACUGGCUUAAAUGUGCAGCCGCCUUAUGCAGAGUAUCUCCAAGUAGUCAACUAUGGGAUUGGAGGUCACUAUGAGCCACACUUUGACCAUGCAACGUCCCCAAACAGCCCAUUGUAUAAACUGAAGUCUGGAAACAGAGUGGCAACAUUCAUGAUAUAUUUAAGUGCAGUGGAAGCUGGCGGGUCAACUGCUUUCAUUUACGCGAACUUCAGUGUUCCUGUCGUCAAGAAUGCAGCUCUAUUUUGGUGGAACCUCCACAAAAAUGGACAAGGCAAUUCAGACACCCUUCAUGCUGGCUGUCCAGUGCUUGUUGGAGACAAAUGGGUGGCUAACAAGUGGAUCCGAGAACAUGGGCAGGAGUUUCAAAGGAAAUGUGGAGCGGACCCAGAUGAGUAAACGACCUCUUCGUCAUGGGACCUCUUGGAGUACAAGAAACUGUGCUGUGCAUGGAGAUGGGUAGCGCCAUAUGUUUCUGAAAUAAUGACUGGGAAUCCAAGCUUUGUUUGGACAGCAGUGAGGCAGUCUGGCCUGCAGCCAAAAUAUACUUCAGCACUGAGUAGUAUCUGAAGAAUGGAGCUGAGCAGUUGUUAACUCCAGGCAAUAAAGCUCUUCAUUAGUGGCAAUGCUCCCCCCCACUCCCCCCCCAAACCCAAAACCAGGACACAUUGCUGCAAAUUUCCAUUCAUUUUCAACACUGACUGUGCCAAAGUCAUUGAUUUCUGCUGAAGGGAAUUUGGCGUCAACCACAUCCGAUAUGGAAAAGCUGAAGCAAAGACAAGAGGACAAUAAAUUAACUCCGAAUAAAUGAAGCCAAGAAGACGUAUUUUGUGAAAUCAGUUCACUGAAGCAAAUUUUUGCACUGCAUCAUUCAAUUCUGAGGAGAAUCUCCUUGGAAAAUUAAAGGAAAA